This is a messenger RNA of Protopolystoma xenopodis, 204 nucleotides long. Lineage: Eukaryota; Metazoa; Platyhelminthes; Monogenea; Polystomatidea; Polystomatidae. The record is from the annotation of a GenBank genome assembly.
AUGCUCGUUGUUGGGCCAGUCACGAGGCUGUUUCUACAGCAGACCAAGAAGAUGAUGGCGAAAAGGAGGAAAGGUGAGCAGGAGGAGAAGGAUAAGAAAGAGAAAAAAGAAAAGAAAGAGAAGAAAAAUGAGAAGAAGAAGAAGAAGAAGAAGGAGGGAAAGGAGAUAGAGAAUGAGGGGAAGAAGAAGAAGAGUCGUGGUUAA